Molecule: messenger RNA, 4311 nt
Organism: Entelurus aequoreus (snake pipefish)
Lineage: Eukaryota; Metazoa; Chordata; Actinopteri; Syngnathiformes; Syngnathidae
Gene: znf536
Product: zinc finger protein 536
Exons: 4
Coding region: 1-4182 (1393 amino acids)
Biological process (GO): regulation of DNA-templated transcription
Cellular component (GO): nucleus
Molecular function (GO): DNA-binding transcription factor activity, RNA polymerase II-specific; RNA polymerase II cis-regulatory region sequence-specific DNA binding
Source: RefSeq, a predicted model, not a curated record
AUGGAGGACUCGAGCUUGUGCCUUGGUAUGUCGUCAGCGGUGCCCGACACCGAAGCCCACCUGAGCAGCGCGGUGCUGAACGGCCGCUACCCGAUCAGUCAGAAGCUUCACCAGCUCACCGCCCAGUUGGGCCACGCCUUCCCCGACCUUCACCGCCCGCAGCAGAUACCCGAGGAGAAGGCGGCCACACCGUUGGACGAGAAGAGCCACCACGCCGCCCUCGCCAGUCAGCCAAUCAGCAGUCAGAUGGCGCUCUUAGCCAAUCAGCUCAACCGCGACAUGGACGCCGGAGCGUUGAGCGGCUUGAACGGGCGUGUGGACCUGCAGCAGUUCCUCAACGGCCAGAACCUGGGCAUCAUGUCGCAGAUGAAUGAUAUUGAAGAUGACGCCCGCAAGAACAGGAAGUACCCCUGCCCACUAUGCGGCAAACGCUUCCGCUUCAACAGCAUCCUGUCACUGCACAUGCGCACGCACACGGGCGAGAAGCCCUUCAAGUGUCCCUACUGCGACCACCGGGCGGCUCAGAAGGGCAACUUAAAGAUUCACCUACGCACCCACAAGCUGGGCAACCUGGGCAAAGGUCGUGGCCGGGUCCGUGAAGAGAACAGGCUGCUCCAUGAGCUGGAAGAGCGAGCCAUCCUGAGGGACAAGCAGAUGAGAGGGAGCGCCAGCCUCCUCCAAAACCCCCAGACCCCACACCUGAGUCUCAACAACAGCAGCGCCAACACCCUCCAGCCGCCGCUGGGCUCGGCCUGUGGCCUCCCGCCGCCAUCGGGCCUCAUCACUCCAGAAACCGUAGCCCAGCCGUCGUCUUCCCCCAAGCCGACCGCCGCCCAGGACGAGCAGUCCCUCAACCCGGCCACGGGGUUCCGCUGCACGUUCUGCAAAGGGAAGUUCAAGAAACGCGAGGAGCUGGAUCGCCACAUCCGCAUCCUCCACAAGCCGUACAAAUGUACGCUGUGCGAGUUUGCCGCCUCCCAUGAAGAAGAUCUGAUCAGUCACGUGGAGAAGGCCCACAUAACUGCAGAGACCACGCAGGGUCAGGGUGCUGGUGGAGCCGGCGGCACACAGGUGGCCACAGAAUUCCGCUGCGACGUGUGCGGCCAGGUGUUCAGCCAGGCCUGGUUCCUCAAGGGUCACAUGCGCAAGCAUAAGGACUCCUUUGAGCACUGCUGCCAAAUAUGUGGGCGCCGCUUUAAAGAACCUUGGUUCCUCAAGAAUCACAUGAAGGUCCAUCUCAACAAGCUGGCCAUCAAGAGCAAGCCGCCACAGCCCAGCGAGCAGGACAUGGUGUCCAUUAACAGCAUGAGCAGCCUGGCUCAGGAAGCCCACGCUAGCCUUUAUUCCCGCUACAUCUCCUGUCUCCAGGGAGGCUUCCUUUCCCCGGACAAACAGGGCUUGAGCGAGCAGCAUCAAAUGUUGGCCAAAGCCGGGAUCGCCAUGAAGGAAAAGGAAAUGCUUGGGAAGCUACUGGGACCCAUGGCGGCGGGUAUCGGUCACGGGUUGGGCGAGAACGAGAAGCGUUCCCUCCUGGGUUGCCUCAACCUCGUUCCGCCUCUCAAGUCGAGCUGCAUGGAACGCCUGCAGGCCGCCGCCAAGGUGGCAGAGAUGGAUUCCCUCAACAGCUACCAGGCUUGGCAGAUCAUGGCUCGUGGCAUGGCUAUGGACCGGGCUUUCAUGCCCAAGGAGCCGCAGCAACACACGACGCCGGGGCAGGAAAACGACAUGAACGGCGCCAUGGCGUCCUACUCCAAGGAGAAACAAGACUAUGCCCUCAUGGCUUCAACCGAUGGCUCUAAGAAGCAGUUCACUGAAGCCUUGCAGGGCUCCAAGGCCGCCAGCGCCGCCAUGAUAUCCAUGAAGGACGACGCUAGAGGCUUCGACUUGAUGCCUCACCACAUCGGUUCAGACACCCCCACCUUGGGAAACCCCAACAUGGACUAUGGCCUCUCAAACCUGAAGGACAAGCCCUCCGAAUGCCCCGACUGCGGCCGGGUUUUCAGAACCUACCACCAGAUGGUCGUCCACUCUCGCGUCCACGGCAAGGACCGGAGAAACACGGAGGAGGCGCUCCAGCAACAGAGCGUGGACGAACGCCGCGGCUCGGCCAGCGACCCCGAGUCCCAGUCCAUCAGCCGCUCCACCACGCCGGGCUCCUCCAACGUGACGGAGGAGAGCGGGGCCGGAGGCGGCCACUCGCAGACGGGAAGCGUCCAGGACGACAGCCCGCAUCCUUCGUCUCCUUCUUCAGAUGUCGGGGAGGAGGCGGCGGCGAAGGCGGCCGCCAGCGUCCCCCUCUCGGUGUCGCAGCAUCGCGAGCGGACCGUAGGCUCCGCCUCCAAAGACUGCCCUUACUGCGGCAAGUCCUUCCGCACCUCCCACCACCUCAAGGUGCACCUGCGCAUACACACAGGAGAGAAGCCCUACCGCUGCCCUCAUUGCGACUACGCCGGCACCCAGUCCGCCAGUCUCAAGUACCACCUGGAGCGCCACCAUCGCGAGCGGCAGAAUGGCGCCGCCGCGCCCGGACACGCCCCUUCAUCCGACCACAAAGACGACCACGGGAAGGCGGCCGGCGGCGCCGUCUUUGCCCGGCCCGAUGUGCUGCGUAAUGUUUUCAAGGGCAUGCCCCCCAACUUGGACUUCAGGGUGGGGCCGCUGCUGCCACAUCAGUGGGCGGCAGCUGGCGUGAUGUCUGCCAGCGAGCGCGGGGAUCGACACUUUGACUCCAUCUCGGACAACAUGAAGGCUGCAGAUGGCCCCGCCUCCCUGGUCGCCGCGUCAACUGAUAGUCCCGCCAGCUUCUCCGAUAUAAGCCGGGCCUACCAAAGCAUGAUGGGAAAUGGAGUCCACUUUCAAGGCUCUCUGCAGGCAUUCAUGGACAACUUUGUCCUCAGCUCCAUGAAGAAAGACAUGAAGGAUAGCCCGAGUCCAGUCCAGGUCCAAGCCCAGUCCUACCAUGACAACGGGGAACCGAGAGCCAAGCGUGCCACCCUGGCAGACCAGGACAGAGAUGACAAGCCUGAGGCCAAGCGGAAUCCUGAACCCGGCAAACCUGGAUCCCAGUUUGAGCCGCUGGAUCUGUCAGUUUCAGUCCGACCCGAGUCUGCCUCCGGUUCUCUUCCCGGCUCCUCGGUCACCAUCCAUGACAACGUGGCAUGGCACAGCUGCCUAUUCUGCUCCUUCUGUACCGCAUCGGUGGAGCUUAUGGCCCUUCACCUCCAGGCCAACCAUCUGGGUCAGGCCCAGAUUCAUCUGCCUGAUACGGGCAAAGACGAGGCUCCCACCAUCAAGAGUUUAGUUCAGGACAAAGACGUGGAUGCAGAGAGAAACCAGGGUGGCUGGAACAACCACAUAGACCAGCCCUACAACCCCUUCCAAAGCGACUUCUACAGGCGCUUUGGCGGCUUGUAUGAUGGAUCCCCACGGGCCACCCAGGGUUUCCAAAGCUACAUGGCCGUGGCUGAGCAAGGUCUGGACCUGCCCGGCAAGGCCUUCAGGGGAUCAUCGUUGACGGGCGAUGGUGAAAAGAGCUCCUGUGGAGACCCUGACGAGGACCAGGCUGGCUCGGAUGAAGAGCUUCUUAAAUCUGGGGGCCACAUCGCUAGUGAAACCCCAUCAGCCACGCCCAAGAGAGGACAACAUCACUCUGAUGAGGAGCAGGACGAGAGGGGUGUGGCUGAAGAGGAUGAGGAGCGAGAUGAUGACGAGCAAAUGGACAUGGACCAAGAGGAAGACGGAAAUACGGCUCUAGACCACGUCCAGAACCACCAAAAGCAGCUGCGAGAUGUCUUUGUGGCCUCUUCCUCAGCCAUGACGCCGCUCUCCAUGCUGCCCCCCAACCAGAAGCAAGUCUUGUCCCUGGAAAACCAGUGGAAGCAAGGCCUGAACCUCAUGCCCCCCGGAGGGGCCCCUGGACUGCUGAAGGCGGACCAGCAGAACCACCUGGAGCAGCAGAUGAACAUGCUGUCUGUCCUCAGAGCCUACGGCGGAGACAACCUGCCGGCCUUCAACGGCCUGGGUGGUGGAGGGGGAGGAGGACCACCCUCGGUGAAGAGGCCUGACGCACCCGUUCACCUGUGGGUGACGGAGGAGGACCAGCCCGUGACCCAUGACCCCAACCACCUGGAUGGCGACCUCAGCAACCACGACGUGGGCCAGGCUGCGGGACACGAAGACUAGCGACCGGCACGAUUAAAAACUUUAUUUAAAAAACAACAACAAAAACACACACACACACUACCAUCAAGAGAAGUGAGGGGGCGUGGCCCAGUGUGGACCUAAUGACUACAAACUUUUUUUUUUUUUUUU